This is a messenger RNA of Aspergillus pseudonomiae, 1720 nucleotides long. RefSeq names its product Zn(II)2Cys6 transcription factor rglT. Gene Ontology annotation, cellular component: nucleus. The record is from RefSeq and is a predicted model, not a curated record. Gene Ontology annotation, biological process: positive regulation of transcription by RNA polymerase II. NCBI's taxonomy places the organism in Eukaryota, Fungi, Ascomycota, Eurotiomycetes, Eurotiales, Aspergillaceae. The transcript is spliced from 2 exons. Gene Ontology annotation, molecular function: sequence-specific DNA binding; DNA-binding transcription factor activity, RNA polymerase II-specific; zinc ion binding. The coding region runs from base 131 to 1396 and encodes 421 amino acids.
GCCGCUCUUAUCGUCAACUUAGAUUGAUACAAGGCGGGGAGGCUUAGAAGCAGUACCAGCCUUGCUGGGGGAGGGGUACCUGUUUUAUUACUAUUUACUAUCAACAUUUAACCAUCAUCCCACUUUUAGGAUGCAGGGUGACUGGGGCCAGUGCCAUGCUGCCACGAUUAGUGAUUCGGGCAAGCCUGACUUUACAGGCCUUCCGGUUCCAUCACUCAAAAGACAUGCGGCUUGUGACGAGUGCAGGAAACGGAAGCUGAAAUGCUCCGGUGAAGCAACGGGUUGUAGCCGCUGUCUAAAGCAGUCCCUUGUCUGUCAUUACUCCGUGCAGAAACAAAUGGGGCGACCUCCCAAAAAACGUGCAAGAGAAGAUAGCGACCAACUGCCUCUCUUUGGUUGUUCAGGCGACGAAAUAUGGUCUGAUCUGAACAAUUCCACGUUCGAAUCUUCAAGUCAUUUCUCGGAAGCUACGUCCGCAUCAGACGCAUUCCGUAUCUGCGCUCCUGUCUACAGUGCCCCGUUUAGCAUCCCGCAAGCCUCUCGUCACCUUUUAUCGACAGACGAUAACCAUAACCAUUCAUGGGAACUGAAUCACGAAAAAUUCACAGAACCAGUUCCUGAAACAACUGGGCCUUGGCCAGACUUCUCCAGUGUAUCUGCAGCAACGCCUAAUCCGUUUGCGAUGCCGCCGGGUCUAUCGCAUAUACAUUCACCUCCCGCAACUCCUUCGGACUCGGAAUGCUCUGAAACUCAGUGUACAUGUUUAUCAUACUUGUAUCUAUGCCUUAGCCAUCUGUCCUCUCUUGCCCCAUUCCCGAUAUCUCAACAUACAUUAUGCUCACUCUUCAUUGCUGCGAAAACUGCGCGAGCAGUCAUCCGUUGUCAAACAUGUCCAACAAAAUUCGCAACAGCUAUACAGAAUGUUAUGUUCACUGGGACCCUCCUGAAUAUCGUUGCCGAUGCCUGGCUGCGAGUGUCAAAAACUAAUGCCGAAGAACUCGGGAAACAAGCGGCACCGCCGGCCUAUGUGGCUGCUUUAAACAAGAGCUCAGCUGACCCUGCAGCGGCUUGGAAAGACUGGCUUCGGCAGAUAGUUCGGAGUGGUGUUAUAGGUGGACCCGGUGAUCCAGCUGGCUCCGUGGCGUGCUCGGAUUCACCAAGUUUGCUCUCCUUGGUCCAAGAGAUGGAAGCACGCCAACGACGGUGGCAUCUUGAGCGGCACCCAGAGGCUCGUCCCGAUGCUUCUGACGUCGGAUCCAAGACACCAACUGUAAUUGGUCCUGACCCACGCGACGAACAGGGUUGGCUCUGCUUUCGAGUGGCUAAGAGUGCCAGAGAUGUUAUUUCCAGAUUCGAGUUUGAGCCGCACGAAUACCCAGAUGGUGUGGUUUCUUGAACAUAUAUGUUGGAAGAUUUGUCGCGACAGCAACAAACCCUAUUUGACGAUGAUACACGUGACGAUUGAUUUGGCGUUUGGGUUGCUUGUGGAUACUCGAUUAGUUGCUGGUUUGACAGGCGUUUCAGGAAGAGUACGAUCUCACACGAACUAUGCGUAGCUGGUGUCUCCAUCCCUCUUUUUUGUCAUUAACCCUGAUACAUUCCAUGCGUAGAUAUACGCCUUGUACAUGGAAGCAUCCCUGUAUUAACUAGUAGUAAAUAGUUGAGGCCAUUAAUAUUAGGCAAGUAGUUCGCAAGCUAUCAACACAAUUGACAAGUGCUA